CUUGAAAACCACAGGGCAACAAGCCGGUCCGAAAUCACUGCUGUCAUCGGAUCAAUACCAACAUUGAAUUCUUAGAGAAACAUCAAAAUAGUCAAAGAAAAAAUUGUUCAGAUCAUACUGACUCAAUCUCAGUAUGAGUGGCGAUGCUACGGAAAAUUUCCCGGCUGAUGAACGGGAGGAAGAAAGCAUUUCCGACCGCCAUCGCAAAGAGAAGAAGGAGCUGCUAGCAAAAAUACAGGCAAUGAAAAAAGCCAAAGUGGACAAAAAGAAACGAAAGGAAAUGCAGGACGAGAUUGUGCGACUGGAGGCGGAGCUGGAAGCGCGACAUGCCGAAGAGCUGAAGGCAGACGAGCUUCCUAACGAAUCUCCAAGUGUUGCACUCAAUACAGAGCAAAACACAGCGGAUGACGAUGAAACGGGAAAGCAGUUCAAAGUUUCCAAAGCCCAACGAAGACGGGAGAAGAAACUUCAGGAACAGAAAGAACGAGAGGCACAAAUCAAAGCCGAAGAAUCGUGCAACAAAAAUUCGCCUCGAAUUGCUGAGGAUAAGAAGAUUGCCGAGAUUCUUGCGGCACGAGGCCUUGCCAGCUUCAACGUUCCUGCCGAUGGAGAUUGUUUGUACAAUGCGAUCAAACACCAGCUUGGCCGGCUGAGCAUUUUCCAGUAUGACACCGCUGACCUCAGACAACUGGCGGCCGAUUACAUCGAGGACAAUAAGGAUACCUUGAUCUUCUACAUGAGCAACCCCGAAACGGGGGAUAUUCUGGGUGAGGACGAAUUCAAUAAGUACUGCUUCCAGGUGCGCAAUACCAAAGCGUGGGGCGGUGAGAUAGAGAUAAAGGCACUCUCCAGCAGAUUGAAAUGCCCGAUAGAGAUCAUCCAGGCCAGCGGGACAUCGCCAAUCCACGGUGCCGGUGAAGACAUGGGCAGGAAACUUGUGCUGACCUAUCACCGGCACAUGUACCGCCUGGGAGAGCACUACAAUUCUACUGUGGCAGCCCAGGCAAAUACGGGAGGCGAUAGUGGCGACGACGAGGCGGACAAAGAUGAUUGAAGAUGAGCUUUAUUUGGAGGAUUUUUUAGUUUAAUUUUAGUUAUAAGAUGUGUAUCGCAAAGCGAUGUGUGUGUGAGAGAGAACUUGAUGAAUAGGGUGUAAACGAGAUAAAUCGUUUUCUAACUGCAAUAAAGUUUCUUCUA
Molecule: messenger RNA, 1197 nt
Organism: Toxorhynchites rutilus septentrionalis
Lineage: Eukaryota; Metazoa; Arthropoda; Insecta; Diptera; Culicidae
Product: deubiquitinase OTUD6B
Exons: 2
Coding region: 134-1054 (306 amino acids)
Biological process (GO): protein deubiquitination
Molecular function (GO): cysteine-type deubiquitinase activity
Source: RefSeq, a predicted model, not a curated record